Messenger RNA from Hyaloperonospora brassicae, 1194 nucleotides. Lineage: Eukaryota; Oomycota; Peronosporomycetes; Peronosporales; Peronosporaceae. The record is from the annotation of a GenBank genome assembly.
AUGGGCGGCUGCAAACGGUUCGUCAUGAACCCGUUUCCAUCCAUGGACCUGUCCUCUGGAGACAACGUCCAUCUGAAAAAGACGGCCAAUGCCUUCCUAAUGGAAUCCAUGCACUCGUACGAGACGUACCUCAAAGCGAACGAGUGUCGCGUCGACGAGCAGUGCUGGAAACUCCUCAAAACUCGAGAGAACCUCAGGCUGUACCUUGAGCGAGAGGUGCGCACGACAACAGAGGGCAAUUGCUCCAUGAUGAACGAAGCAUCGGAACAAGCGGGUACACCCGUGGCGCUCUGCGUGGGCACGCUGCAAGGCAACCUCGACGACGUCGUCUUCGGGACGGUAAGCACAACGUCGGAGGAUAUGUGCCACGAUUCCACGUACGUGGACGACCUCACGGGGGCAGCGGUCCUUGCUACGGUCGUGGAGCCCACCAAGAAAGAACCGCUCGAGACGCUCGCGCUCAAGUGGCAAGAGCUUAAUCUGCCCAUGCACUCGAGCAAGCGCGACUUUGUCUUUAUCGAAGCGACGGGGUUCACGCACCUCGCAAACGGCGAGCGCGUUGGGUAUCGCUUAAUGUACUCGAUUGGGUUCCCACAGACCCCCGAGCUGCCAGAGCGCGUUCGGGGCAUCGUCAAUGCCUUUUUUCUCUGCCGGCAAAAGCACGACAAGUGCGUCGAUGUCUACGCGUCUGGCGUUGUGGCCAACGGCUCAGCCGUCGAGUCGCUCCUCGUCACGCCGUCGGCCAUGAAGUUCUUUACGUGCCUUAAGUUUGCACACUGUGGGGAGAUGAAGAAGCUCACGUGGCUCAUGCAACGUCGCCACAUACUCAACAAGCAGCACGACACGACGGACGUUGACGAAGGGCCGUGUGUCAACUGCGGCAUCCCCAUUAGCCCGCGCCUCUUUGGUAAGUUUGGUCGCUCGCGCGACUCGUGCAAACUCUGCCACCGCCUCGUCUGUGGCACGUGUUGCGUCAAGAAACGACUGCAAUGCGUGACGCUCGCCCUGACAUUCGAAGAGCGCAAGACAUCGUUCUGCCCGUCGUGCAUUAAGGAAGCGUUUGAGCUCGAUCCCGCCGAGGCCGCCCGGGCGCAAGUGGUAGGCAGUAAGUUGCACACACUGCACAACUUUGCUGUGCACUCGGCCACGAACUGUUCGUUUGCAAGCUCGUCCCACUCGGAACGCACGGUGUAG